Molecule: messenger RNA, 2938 nt
Organism: Sipha flava (yellow sugarcane aphid)
Lineage: Eukaryota; Metazoa; Arthropoda; Insecta; Hemiptera; Aphididae
Gene: anchor
Product: integral membrane protein GPR155
Exons: 16
Coding region: 554-2938 (794 amino acids)
Biological process (GO): transmembrane transport; intracellular signal transduction
Cellular component (GO): membrane
Source: RefSeq, a predicted model, not a curated record
AUUUUUUGCAGUUUUCGGUCAUAGUACAGAAACACGACGCUACGCGGCGGGCCCCAAGUAACCGUUUACCCCUGUCGCAUGCGCCAACCACCCGUUCUUUUUCUUUUUUAAUUUUUUUUUAUCUGUUCUCUAUUCCGAAUUGCUCUACUAUUGCGUCUUUCAACGAUAACAGCCAACUGUGGAAAUAAUAUUCAUACAGUUGGACUCCUAAUUCCUGCAAAUAAGUGGCCGCUCGCAACUCACCAACGGUUAGUCCGAUCACACUCACGGCUUUUGCGCCGGACACGAUGCCAUUAGAAUGAAAUGAUGAUUGAACAACGGCGGUGGAUGUUUCGGUUCUGAUUUCGUUGUAAAAAGCCUGGGCUGGUGACUAAUCGCCACGAAUCACUGAUAAAGAAAUUGUGUACUCACUUCGUUGCAAUGGAAGGCGAUUUUAUUAGGCCUCUGUUCGUUCCUAUUGAACGACAUUGUGCACUGUAAUACAGUUUAAUCGUUUUUUUUCCUCGAAUCAAGUAAAUUUUUAUCACCUCUCCAAUUGUCAAACACUUUCAAUAUGGAAUUUGUCGAUUCCCAGGACGUAAAAGACUUAUUGUUCUUACUAAAUAAUACACACACAAAUGCAAAACAGUUGUACAACAUGAUGAUUUCAAAUAAGACUGUUAUUAAUAAGAAUGAUUCUGAAGAAGACUUAAUGAACAAUAUGUAUAAUGCUUUAUUUCAAUGUUUUGGGAUUAUUAUUACAGGGUAUUUAUCAGGACGAUUAGGCUUAGUUAGUCAUGCUGCUAGUAUUGGUUUGAAUAGAUUUGUGGGGACAUUUGCUUUGCCUUCACUUAUAUUUGUUAAUAUGGCUGUGUUAGAUUUAUCAUCUGUCAACUUGGUUUUUUUGGGAUCAUUACUUGUAUCAAAAACUUUAGUAUUUGUUUCGGUCGCAUUAAUCACUGUGUUAGUAACAAGACCUCCAGAUAUUGCAAGAGCAGCUCUAUUUGCUAUAUUCUGCACUCAAAGCAAUGAUUUUGCCAUUGGAGCACCAAUAUUUGAAGCUCUCUAUCGGCAUCACCAUAAGGAUUUUGUUAACUACCUUUACCUUGUAGCACCUAUUAAUCUAAUAAUCUUAAAUCCGUUUGGUUUUGCAAUGAUGGAACUGGGCCAAGAAUAUGAUCGUCAUGAAACUACAAGGCGUUCAGCAUUAAUGGGACGAAUAUCAAGAAAUAUUAUUUGUAAUCCUAUUGUGUUUAUGACCGCUCUAGGAAUGUUGGCAAAUUUAGUAUUUAAUCAUGACCCACCAAAAAUUAUCACAACUUUCUUGGGAACUUUUGGGAAUGCAUUUACUGCUACAGCAUUGUUCUUACUUGGUUUAAGAAUGGUUGGAAACGUCAAUAAACUUAGAGGAGAAGCUUUAAUUUUACCAUUACUUCUUAUUUCAGCUAAAUUGAUAGUUUUACCAUUAGUUAUUAGAGAAAUAACAAGUAUUUGUUUAGGAAAAUUUGGUUCUUUGAGUGCUCAUGAUAGUCUUGACCUCUCCAUGUUUGGGUUUUUGUAUGGAAUGAUUCCUUCUGCACCAGCGGUUUUUGUUUAUGCAUCGGCAUACAAUCUUGAAAUGGAUCUGAUAGCAAGUUCAAUGGUAUUAUGUGUAUUUUUUUCAGCUCCAAUAAUGUUUUUAACGGCAAAGAUAAUAUCUGUUGCCAAAGUAGAUCCAUCAAACAAUAUAACUGCUUUAAAAGCCUAUCAAUUCAAUGUCAGUAUAUUGGCUAUCCCUGCAUCUUUAUGGAUUAUUUUAGUUAUGUUAAAAAAAUUAAAAAGUUUUCCAUUCAAAGUAGUUUUCUGCUUAGUGAUUUCACAAGUUAUUUCAUGCACUGGGAUAUUACUAGAGUAUUUAUCUGAAACACCACAAUCACAUCCAUUAACAUACAUACAAUUAAUGUUGAGUAUUGGUGGUGAUAUAAGUUGUUACAUUUGGACUGGAUGUUUAGCUUUUACCUUGCUAAUAAUGCAUAAACCAUUUACAGAUGAAUUUCAAAAUAAAAUUCUUUAUUUCUACAUGAUACUAUCCUGGGGUGUACCAAUUUUAUUGGUUUCUGUAUUGAUGUUGACUUGUCAACCGCCAUUAUUUGGUAAAUCGGAUUUUGAUCAAAAUUAUGUUUAUGGAAUUCCAGAAGCUGCUAUACUCACAAUAAUUCUCCUUUCAUCAAUACUAUGUACAAUAGUUUGUUUGGUUUUACAUCAACGUCAAAGACAUAAAUUAAAUAGGCAAAUAGUGUAUUCAAAAUCUGUAAAUGAUGAUGGACAAAGUACAUCCAAACAAUCUGUGGAUUCUCAUAUUAUUGAUACAGAAGAUUUAAAAGGUCUGCUUUAUGAAAAUGAAACAAAUAUAAUAGCAAAUAAUGAAUAUAUUAAGCACUUUUUACUACUUGUAUUGCAAGCUGUUGCUAUGUUUGUUACCUUUUCUGUGGCUAUUUGGAGAAUAUUUGGUGAGACAAAUGGAUUGUACCUUGAAUUAGCUUAUUGUGAAACUUCUCUCAUGAGAGGACAGUCAAUAUUUGCAUUAUUGAUUUAUGGUAUUAACUAUCAUUCAAUCAAUAUGCCAAUUGUUAGAGCAUGGAACAAAUUUUGGUGGGGAGGAUCUCCUAUUGAAUGUCCAUCUUGGGAAGAACUUCCUUAUGAUACUAGAAAAACAUGUGAUAAUUUUGUGUUUAAGUAUAGAGAAAAGUGUCUAGCAGAGAUCACUCAUCUUACUAGAUGGAAGUUGUGGAAGUAUAAAAAAACAUUUACUGGCUCCGAAUUAAUAACAUGGUUAAUAGAAAACAAUAUAUGUGCCAAUCGUGAUGAUGCAUUAGGAUACGCUGUAAAAUUGUGGAAUGGCCAAGUACUGAGACAUUUAAAUUGUACGGAACAUUUCCAAGAUGUUUCAAAUAUAUUAUACACAUUUAAUCGUCGUUAA